Molecule: messenger RNA, 761 nt
Organism: Spinacia oleracea (spinach)
Lineage: Eukaryota; Viridiplantae; Streptophyta; Magnoliopsida; Caryophyllales; Amaranthaceae
Product: pathogenesis-related protein 1B-like
Exons: 1
Coding region: 61-546 (161 amino acids)
Source: RefSeq, a predicted model, not a curated record
UAAGUUCCGCAACCAAUUGCAUCAUAUCUCACAAAUAACACAAAACAAAAUUAAAUCAAAAUGAAGUUAUCAUUUAUUUAUCUUUUUUGUGCCAUUUUUUCCACCACAACUCUUCUAACAUCCCAUGCCGACGACAACCAAAAACAGUUCCUAGACGUGCACAACGCCGCCCGUGCGCAAGUCGGUGUGCCACCCCUUAAAUGGAACACCACCCUUGCGACGUUCGCACAAAACUUGGCCGACAAAGUCAAGCAAACAUCUGAUGACCUGGUGAGGUCCGGUAGUCCUUACGGCGAGAACAAGGCCGCCGGCUACGAUGCUUUUACGGCGGUUGAUGCAGUUAACCAAUGGGUGGAGGAGAAAAAGAACUAUGAUCAUAAUUCAAAUGUUUGUUUGAAGGGUAAAGAAUGUAAACAUUAUAAACAGGUGGUUUGGAAGGACAGUUUAUCCGUUGGGUGUGCUAGUAUUAUAUUUGGUGCUGGUUGGCCUUUUGUUGUUUGUGAAUAUUAUCCACCUGGCAACGUUCCUGGUAAAUUGCCUUAUUAAUAAUUGGAUCAGAGUGGACUGAACUCAGCCUCCAGCCUAAAAUUACAAUUUUUGGGUGACCUACAAUUACCCAAAAAAAUGAUUUUAAUUAGAAUGUGAUUUUAGUUAGUUUUGGAUCAUAAUGUAGUUCAUCUCCUUAUGGCAUGGGUUUCUAAUUAGAUGAAUCAUUAUUGAGAUUGAAUAAUAAAAAAAAAUGUUUUAAUUUUAUGAAUGAA